GUGAAAACAGCCAGCCAAGAAGGGGAGUCAUGCAGUUGCGGAUGCAGCUCUCACACCAAGCCACAAGCCGGCCAGAUCAGUCAGAGAGAGUGGGUGUGUGAGAGAAAGAGAGAGGGAAAGUGUACGUGAGCGUGUCCGUGUGUGAGUGUGUGAGGACCAGAGGCUCCAAAGGACGUCACACACUCCCAGAGAGAGAGGGAAGCACGCUGCCACAGGAAGGUGUCCAUCCUCACACAUUCUGGGCUGUGGAAGAGUCAACAAGUCAACAGCCAGUGAUCGAAGCCCAGUGAGUAUCCAGAGGUGGAUGAAGUGAGGCGAUGAUGUACUUUUAGUGAAGUGGAUAUUUCUCAGCACUGCCAAAAACUCAGCAUUUUCCCAUCCUAGCUCUCUGAGGGGGGCAUCCAACUCCUCAAGUAGGAAAAGGCGUGUGAUCCACUGAGAGACUAUCCGAAGGUUUGUGAAGUGUGUGUUUGUACCGCUAUGGAUCAGCCAGCCAGCAGCUGCAUGCGGAGCGCCCAUCCCAGCAGCCCCAUCUGGGGAUGCAUGAGGAACCCUCACUCGGGGGUCCCGGGGGCCGGUCUCCAGUCGCCCUACCAGCAAGCCCCCUUCUCCCUGCACCAGAAGCCAGAGUUCCUCGCCUACACAGACUUCUCCAGCUCCUGCCUGGUGCCGACUGCGCCGCAUGCAGCCUACCCCCGCGACGACAGACUGUACCAGGAGAGCCACACUCCACCGGGGGGCUACCAAAGAGCUGACUGGCAGUUUAACCCCUGCGAGACGCGGGUGAGAGGGCCUGAGGCCUGCCCGCCGGUGGCCCCAGCAGCAGUGGGUGGCGGGGGCGGAGGGGUGGGGGUAGGGCCAGAGAUGGACAGUGUAGGUGCAGAAAGGCUGCCAGGGGCUGUGCCAGGGUGCCUGGAGGGGGAAUACUCGCCCCAGAGCGUGGCGUCGGCCGACUCAGACAAGAAGAGCUCCAAGCGGAAGAGAGAUGUCACAGACAUCCAGGACUCCAGCUUUAAGGUGGACUCCAGCUGCAAAGCCAGGAAGGAGCGCACAGCGUUCACCAAGGAGCAGCUGAGGGAGCUGGAGGCAGAGUUCACCCACCACAACUACCUAACCAGGCUCCGCCGCUAUGAGAUCGCUGUCAACCUGGACCUCACAGAGAGACAGGUGAAAGUGUGGUUCCAGAACAGGAGGAUGAAGUGGAAGAGAGUGAAAGGAGGACAGUCGACCUCGCCCAACGACCUGGAGAAUGACGACAUAGACUCGGCUGCUUCGCCCAGCUCCGAAUGAACAAAGGACCAGCGUUGUGAAAAGGAGAUGCGGACGGCCUCUGAGACAAAGAAAGGGAGGUCAACUGGACACCAGUGCAGCACAAUGUGCUUACAGUUACAUCCUUGGAAAGUUGGCUGCAGGAAUAAAAUAAUUCUAGAGACUUGUCACCCCAGGAAAAAACACUGGGUAAUUCCAUUUGUGUUUUGUGUUGUAAAUAAUGUAUGGCUUAGUUGAUUGAUGUCCGUAUUGAACUCCAUUUUGACACACCAGUGACAAAUGCCCUGUUUGAAAUCCUGACUCUUGUAGCAUUAACCGUGGUCAGAGAUUAGAGAUGAUAGUUCGCUAUAAUGGCAAGUCUCUGCUCAUUCGGUGCUGCAGAGCAGUGACAAAUUCAAUGCAAUAGCUUUUAGGCCAGCGAUGACAUAUCAGACCAUGAUGUGAUUGUGUUUGAGUACAUCCCCUUUGGUUCCCAUAUCGUAAUCAUGGCCUUUGACGCUUGACUACAACCACCUGCGAAAACUCAAACUCCACAAGUGCUGCCAAACCAUAAGUGCCUCCAAAUCUGAUUUUUUUUUUCAUUU
Messenger RNA from Myripristis murdjan (pinecone soldierfish), 1853 nucleotides. It is a transcript of the gene meox1, whose product is annotated as mesenchyme homeobox 1. The transcript has 3 exons. Gene Ontology annotation, cellular component: nucleus. Gene Ontology annotation, molecular function: RNA polymerase II cis-regulatory region sequence-specific DNA binding; DNA-binding transcription factor activity, RNA polymerase II-specific. The coding region runs from base 481 to 1290 and encodes 269 amino acids. The record is from RefSeq and is a predicted model, not a curated record. Gene Ontology annotation, biological process: somite development; positive regulation of transcription by RNA polymerase II. Lineage: Eukaryota; Metazoa; Chordata; Actinopteri; Holocentriformes; Holocentridae.